UACGAGUUUAUUCAUUCAUCCCUUUUGUGCGUCACUGAAAUAAUUUUCGGAAACAUAUCGUGUUUGAUUUAACUUUUACCGUUACAAAACCGGAAGCACGUGUUGGCCCAUGUUGUAAACAAAACCUAACCCACAGUGCAGUGAGAACUUUUGAGGUUUGAGUACCUUAACCAGACAGAACAGGUGAAAUUCAAGGAUCAAUGGUUGGUUGAAAUUUAGGCCAGUAUAUGUGAAGGUGUUCUACUUGUAAAUAAGAUUACAAUGGCAGCUGGAGAAGGUUCAGAUUAUUUCAAAAGCUACGGUGAUCUGUCGGUCCAUACCCUCAUGCUGAAAGACAAGCCUAGAACAUUAGCCUACAAAGAAUUCAUCGAAAAGAACCAGUUCCUAUUUCGAGAUAAAGUGGUCUUGGAUGUGGGUGCAGGGUCCGGGAUUCUGUCCUUGUUUUCUGCCUCUGCUGGUGCUUCUAUGGUGUACGCUGUCGAAGCCAGCAACAUGGCUGAUCUAUGUAGCCAGAUAAUCCAGUGCAACAAAAUGGAGGACAAAAUUAAAGUCAUUAAAGGGAGGAUAGAAGAGGUGGAACUUCCAGUGGAGAAGGUGGAUAUCAUUGUUUCUGAGUGGAUGGGCUUUUAUUUGCUUCAUGAAUCUAUGCUAGACUCAGUGAUAUUUGCCAGAGACAAGUGGUUGUCAGACUCAGGUAUAAUGAUUCCAUCUCAUGCUACAUUGUACCUAACACCUGUCAAUAUGUCCAAGUAUGUCACAGAAAACUUCAGAUUUUGGGAGAAUGUGUAUGGAUAUGACUUUUCUCCUUUACAAACUGUGUCAAUGACAUCAACCCUUCAGCAACCAGUUAUUGAAUCCAUAGAUCCAAAACAGUGUAUGUCAGACCCAGAAAUAGUGAAGGAAUUCGAUUUACUGACUACGAAAGUAGAAGACUUAAAAACUGUUCAAAAUACUUUUACAUUUAAAAUGACCAAAUCUGGACUUGUGCAUGCUUUUGCAGCAUGGUUUGAUGUUUAUUUUGGUGCCCCAACAGUAUCAAUACCUCCAAGUUCACCUGGUAAAGACAUUCCCAGAGUUCACCUAGUGACCUUGUCGACCUCUCCUAUGGUAGAGGUCACCCACUGGAAGCAGACGGUGGUUUUUAUUCCUGUGUCAGCAGCUGUGGAUGAAGAAGACUCUCUCUCCUGUAAACUGGAGUUGUCACAAGAUGCAACCAAUCCUAGGCUAUACAAUAUCUCCAUAGAGACAAUGGAGGACCAAUCAGAGUCUGAGGAAUCAGACUCAGAAGAAGAGGAGGAUGUAUCAGACCACCCUAUCCCUUGUGACUGUGGUGCUGGGAAGUGUCGACUGAUAGCAGCGUUGAUGCAGAAGUAUGAUGAGGAGCAGACGGCACUGGAGUUGGAAGCAGAAGAAAUGGAGGCAUGUGCUGCUACAGAGGCUGCCAGAAAUAUGGACCUGGUGGAAAAUGGCGGAGGGCAGCAAGUUAAUGGUUGUCUGGAUGAAUAGGACCCCUGUGUACUGCAUGAAAUAAUGUUAUAUUUCUUGUACACUUCUAGUGUUCUUAAUAUGAAUCUAUACAAUUUUUACAAGGGCAUUUUCACUAUCAAUAAAAAUAUAACAGAAAGAAUGUUGAAUUACGUUUGAUGUACACUUCUAGAAUACAGACAUAAUUUCUGAUGAGGGCAUGUGCACUAUCAAUUAAACAACUCCUAAAUUCUUUUUCAUGAUAUUGAAAAAGAAAUUCUUUAUUUUUUUUUAUUAAGAUUUAUAAGUAUCUGUAAAUAUAAUUAUUAGUGCAACAUGACACCAUGUAUUUGAAGGAUAAUCAACAUUAGCAAAGAAAAGAAAAACAUCUCAAGUGGAAUUAUUUGUAUUGAGAUUGAUGUAUUUUUAAGCUGAACACAGCUUGUAAAACGACGUAAACCAUAUCAUUUUUCCAAUCUCCUAUGUCAUCAUGGGGAUGUUUAAACCCUUUGCAUUCAAAAACCUAACUGUCUUUACCUGGUCAGUGCUGUAUGUAGUAUAUGUACAAUGUAUAUCUAACAUCAAUGUCUUUUUGUUUACAUUUUAUUUCAAUGAAGAUGCAGUUUGGUUUUUUUUUUACUUUGUAAUGCAUUGACCAGUGCAACCAACAUUGAAUAUCUAUCGUAAUUAUUUUUCUUGACAUGACAGCAGAUGUCAUUUCUGUCACGCCAAAGUCUAUCGUAAUGAAAAUAAAAAAUGUGUCUGUUCAGGUAAACACCAUGAAACAAAAUAUAUUGAACUCUUAACAAAGCUUGAGGCUUAUAUGGUGGUUGGCGAAUACAAAUCUUGAUAAAACUAAUAUUGCAGACAAAGAUAACUCUCUUCCUUUUAGGAAAAAUGUUCAGCUUUAAUUGUGUUUAUACAGUAUUUCAAUCAAAAAAGCUACUUGUUAUGUCAUUCUUUUGCUAGAUGAUUCAUUAGAGAAAAUGUUCACUUUUAAUUCUUUGCCAAGAAAUGAAUAUAUAUUGACGAAAUCAAGAUAAAGAGGCAU
Messenger RNA from Saccostrea cuccullata (small rock oyster), 2515 nucleotides. RefSeq lists its product as uncharacterized. The transcript is spliced from 4 exons. Gene Ontology annotation, biological process: peptidyl-arginine methylation. NCBI's taxonomy places the organism in Eukaryota, Metazoa, Mollusca, Bivalvia, Ostreida, Ostreidae. Gene Ontology annotation, cellular component: nucleus. The record is from RefSeq and is a predicted model, not a curated record. Gene Ontology annotation, molecular function: protein-arginine N-methyltransferase activity. Bases 262 to 1506 code for a protein of 414 amino acids.